Penicillium cataractarum is the source of this 2880-nucleotide messenger RNA. Its product is annotated as serine/threonine protein kinase. Gene Ontology annotation, molecular function: calcium channel activity; calcium ion binding. Bases 1 to 2880 code for a protein of 959 amino acids. Gene Ontology annotation, cellular component: membrane. NCBI's taxonomy places the organism in Eukaryota, Fungi, Ascomycota, Eurotiomycetes, Eurotiales, Aspergillaceae. The record is from RefSeq and is a predicted model, not a curated record. Gene Ontology annotation, biological process: calcium ion transmembrane transport; intracellular calcium ion homeostasis. The transcript is spliced from 2 exons.
AUGUCGAAUCCAAACGACGUGACGAUUGAUAUCCCCCUCACGGAAACGAUCAGCCGUGGUCAGAACGGUGCCCGGAAAUGGGGCUCACACGCCGGAUCAACCGUGCCUAUCAAUGGCUUCCAGGACGAUAAUGAGAAGGAAGCUACGAGUGGCCCUGGUCGUCGCCGUCGUCAGGAUACGGAUAUCAAUGAGGCAACGGGGAAACCUUCUGAGUCGCCGGAGGAUGGAACGAUUAAUCGCAUGGGCCGUAUCUACCAGGCUAUCUACAACUUUUCUAUUGUCACUCGUUACAUGAUUUAUGUCGUUCCUAUUGGCAUUAUGUUUGCGAUUCCGAUUAUCGUCGGCGCCACGGUGGCACCUAAUGCGAAGAUCGGUGGUGUUCAUAUCUAUUGGUUCUUUACUUGGAUUGAGGUCGUUUGGGUGAGCUUGUGGGUGUGCAAGAUCUUUGCCAAGUUUAUUCCCUACGUGUUCCAGUUCUUGUGUGGUAUUGUCAGUUCCGGAACGCGCAAGUAUGCGCUUAUUCUGCGGGCUCUGGAGACCCCUAUUACGAUUGUGCUGUGGUCGGUUAUCUCGCUGGUUACUUUCCUUCCGAUCAUGACCAUGAACCCCAACAAGCAAUCCAGCGAUGAUACCAGUGUCAAGUCCUGGGAGAAGAGCCUCAAGAAUAUUCUUUUCGCCCUGCUUGUUUGCAGUCUUAUUUUCCUAGGCGAAAAGGCCCUCGUUCAGCUAAUCUCCAUCAGCUACCACCGCAAGCAAUUCGACACCAAGAUCAAGCAAUCCAAGCACAAUGUCUACCUGGUUGGUCUUCUCUUCGAGGCCUCCCGCAACAUGUUCCCCAUGUACUGUCCCGAGUUCAAGGACGAGGAUGCCAUCAUCUUCGACUCGCUCCUGGCUCAGUCUACCGGUAAGACCAGCAAGCGCAGCUCCAUCAUGCCUCUGCGUAUGAUGCAACAGGUUGGUCGUCAGGUCGGUCACAAUGUCGGCCGCAUCGGUGACAAGGUGACUGCUGCCUUUGGUAACGUUGCCUCGGAGCUUACUGGAAAGCAAGUGUUCAACCCGCAAGCAACUCACUCGAUCGUUAUUGAAGCCCUCGAGCGCAAGCGAUGUGCCGCGGCGCUGGCUCGCCGUAUCUGGAUGUCGUUUGUCGUCGAGGGCCGUGAUGCGCUCUUCCUGGAAGACAUUGUUGAAGUUCUGGGACCUGACCACGAGGCGGAAGCCGAGGAGUGCUUUGCUGCAUUGGACAAGGAUGGUAACGGCGACGUCAGUCUGGAUGAGAUGAUCCUCACAAUCAGCGAGUUCGGCCGUAUGCGCAAGUCGCUGAACCACAGCAUGCACGAUGUCGACCAGGCCAUUCACGUUCUGGAUAACCUUCUGCUCUCCGUCGCCUUCGUGGUUGGUGUCUUGGUCUUCGUUUCGUUCGUUACUACUGGUUUCGGUACUGUCAUUGCUGCCGGUGCUACUUCCCUGCUCUCCCUGAGUUUCGUCUUCUCCACUACCGCCCAGGAAGUUUUGGGUUCCUGCAUUUUCCUAUUCGUCAAGCAUCCCUUCGAUAUCGGUGAUCGUGUCGACAUCGGUGACAAGUCCUACGUUGUCGAGCGUAUCUCCCUGCUGUUCAGUGUCUUCCGCACCGUUGGUGAUCACCGCAUGACCCAAGUGCCCAACAAUAUCCUGAACAGUUUGUGGAUUGAUAACUUCACCCGCGCCAAUGCCAUGCACGAGCAGCUUACCGUGCCCGUGAGCUUUGAUACCAGCUUCGCUGAGAUCCAGGCACUGCGCGAGGAGAUGGAGGUCUUUGUUCGCGACCCGGCCAACAGCCGUGACUUCCAGCCUGACUUUAAUAUCGAGGUUGUCGGCGUCGGCGACAUGGACAAGCUCGAGCUUCGUGUUGAUAUCCGCCACAAGUCUAACUGGUCUAACGAGACUGUCCGUGCUGCCCGUCGCUCCAAGUUCAUGUGUGCUCUCGUUCUGGCUAUCCGCAAGGUUCCCAUUCGGGCUCCCGGUGCUGCUGCUCCCGAGGAGGAGUCCAAGGAUGAUGGUGACGACAAGCCCGAGGGUGCUACCGGUACUGGUGAUAACAAGUCUGCUCAGGCUGGUGCUGCCGCUGGUGCGGAUGGCAAGCGUGAUGGUUCUGGACAGGCUGGCGGUCUCACCCCUGCUGCUGCGGCCGCUGCUAGCGGCAUGAUGACCUACGACGCGCAAACUACUGGCUUCGAGCAGAACCGUUAUUCCGGCUCCGUCACUCACCGUGGUUCCAUGGCUGCCAGCCAGCGUGAAGCUGCCAUCGCAGAUCGUUUGAAUGCCCGCUCACCCGUUGUCCCGGCCGUCGACCCCGGCCGUGAUGGCAACGAUGGUCUCUACCGUACUGCCACCAACACCUCCAACCAGGGCAACCAACUGAGCGUGUAUGAUGGCAACACCGGCGUCUCGCGCGGUCUGUCAACCGGCCACCGCAAGGCCGGCUUGCGCGCCUCAUACCACGACGACGACGCACAAAUGCCACCACCCCUCUCCCCCGUGGCAGCCGGCAUGACCCCCUCCCACAGCGGCGUGCCCAUUCUCAACACCCCCGCGCCCCCGGGCUCCCGCGGUAGCACUCGUUAUGAGCCACCCACUACUCACGCACCUACUUCCCAACCCGGCGCCCACCCCAUCGGCUCCUUCGCUCAGUCCUACUACGGCCACGAGGGCACAUAUGACUCCGUCGCGCUAAACGGUAUCACGCCCGAUCGUGCCACCGCCUCUUCCAGCCAGUACGAUAUGCCGGACCGGUAUGACCCCGUCUCCCCGCCAUCCAUCUACUCGCCGCCGCAGCCGCAGGCGCCUGCGCCGACGCUCAAGAAUGGCCGGAAGCACUCGCCGUAUGGUGAGCACGAAGCAUGA